Fulvia fulva is the source of this 774-nucleotide messenger RNA. RefSeq lists its product as uncharacterized. The coding region runs from base 1 to 774 and encodes 257 amino acids. NCBI's taxonomy places the organism in Eukaryota, Fungi, Ascomycota, Dothideomycetes, Mycosphaerellales, Mycosphaerellaceae. The record is from RefSeq and is a predicted model, not a curated record. The transcript has a single exon.
AUGGCGCAGACUGUGAAGCAGGAACCCAUGGAUGACACCUACAACGACAUCGGAGUCUCCGUCGCGGUUGACGUCAAUGCUUUUCGCCCACCGCCAGUCCGUAGAAACAGAGCACCAACAGGCGGCCGCACGCGUCUUUCAGGCGAGGUCACCGAUCAAGCCGUGACUGACGGUCUACCAGCUGGACUUGUCGGUCGCUGCUACCAAACCACAGUCUUCGUGUCGAGUGGUCAGAACUUCAUCGAGAUCACUCACGGUCUGAUCGACACAGGUGCGAUGGCCAUCUUCAUCAGCCGAGCGGCCGUCGAUCAGCUUGGUGUCGCCACCCAGAGCUGCCCUCCCAAGACCUUCGCUAGCAGCAACAACGCCUAUGUCACGUACCAGAGCUACGUGCGUUUGACUCUCCACAUUGGUGGAGUUGGUCGCGAUGUCAUCGCGUUCGUCGAAGAGGAUAACUGCAUACGCCACAUCAUCUUGGGCAUUCCUGCAGUCGAGCUGUUCGACAUCAAGUUCGAGGCAAACUAUGGUCCGAGAUGCGAGAAGCUGUGGCACGUUGCUGAAAAGAACAAUCGGCGAAUCCGCUACGUACUUGAGCAGGAGAGAUCCUCUGCGCCGCGUCAGGUGCGCACUCUAGACUAUCAGAAUGGUCUGCGCAUCGCCACCAAGCGUGGCAAGACACCAAAGGAGAGAGAGGCAAGCAUGAAGAUCAUGCGUGCCAAGGCUAACUACAAGCGUAUUCACGGCAAGUAUCAGCACAGGGUUGGAGGAGCUUGA